AUGCAUGUAGAAAGAAUUAAACGAUUAAAAGAAUAUUAUGGACAAGAUUUGCAUCAUAUAAAACUAAUAUAUAAUCAGGAAGUAUUAAAAACAGAAAUAAUUAAUACUGUUAGACGGAGAGCAAAAGAAAUAGUGGUAACAAAAUAUAAAGAUAUCCAGAUAGAAAAAAGGAAUAAAGGAAAAGGGCAUAAAGUAUCUUCUAAAAAACAAAUAUAUCGAAUGUCAUCAAAAGAAGCAAUUCAAAUUCUUUUACCAAUGGUCAAAUAUCCUAACCCACCUAUAGAUAAAGGAAUACAAAAUUAUUUGGAUGUUUUAGCAGAAAAUAUACCAUCUUCUAAUAUUUGGGAUAAACAUUGA
This is a messenger RNA of Funneliformis caledonium, 357 nucleotides long. Lineage: Eukaryota; Fungi; Glomeromycota; Glomeromycetes; Glomerales; Glomeraceae. The record is from the annotation of a GenBank genome assembly.